AAGUGCGCACUCCUCAGGGUGUGAAUGAGACACGUCCUCGCCACCUCAGACCCUGAUGUAGCAUUAGCGAACUGAGCUUGCGACAAAUGGCCGUCUGCUUUCUGUCUUUGUGUGGGAAAAAAGCGAUCCAUUUAGGUACUUUACCGACAAAACUCUGCAGAGUCAGCACUCGUAUUGGCUUCUCCAGCACCGCUGCAGAGAGGCGCACUACGGGAGACGACUGCCACAAUGACGAUGGUGAUGAUGAGCAGAGUCUCUCUGUAACACAUGUCAGGAUGUUGGAGAUGAAAGCCAAUAAGCUGGAGGAGCAGGUCCGGGAUCUCACUCAACGUUACAAAAGAGCCUUGGCUGACUCGGACACCGUUCGGAGAAGAACUCAGAAGUUUGUGGAGGACGCAAAGACCUUUGGAAUUCAAAGUUUCUGCCGUGACCUAGUGGAGGUGGCUGACCUGCUGGACAAUGCUGCAGGAGGCAUGAACGUCGUACAGGGCACUCAGAAUCUGACUGAAAUAAAGGACAAACUGCAGCAGGUGUUUACCAAGCAUGGGCUGGAGAAGAUGAGUCCUGUGGGCGGUGCAUACGACCCUUACCAGCAUCAGAUAGUGUGCCAUACGCCAGCUGAAGGACUCGAACCCGGUACCAUUGCCACUGUGAAGCUAGACGGUUACACGCUGCAUGGGCGCACUAUUCGCCAUGCAAGUGUGGGGAUCGCUGUGAAAACGCAGGACUCUUGAUUACUCUCAAAUAACUUUGUAUUGACUUAACUCUUGUCCUUUUUCUGCUUUCAUCCAAACUAUUGAUCCCCUAGAGCAAGGGUGUCCAAUCUUAUCCAGAAAUGGCCAGUGUGGGGGCAGGUUUUCAUUCCAACCAAGCAGAAGCUACACCUGAUUCCAACUGUCUAAUCAACUGAUCUUGGCUUUCAGUAGACUCAGGUGUGGCUUCUGCUCAGUUGGAAUGAAAACCUGCACCCACACCGGCCCUUUUUGGAUAAGAUUGGACACCCCUGCCCUAGAGGAAAUUUGGGAAUAUGUAUGUGUGCGCGCACACGCACACUAUAUGUAAAUAUAAAUAUAGCAUUUUUGAAACACUGCAUCAUAACAUUUGCCUCGGAUAAUCAGAGCACACGUGGGCGAUGACGAGUACAAGUGUGAACGGGGUCGAAGGCAUCUUUUGGAGGUGGUGUGAGAUGCACUGGCCGCGUUUCAUUUAUAAUGCGAACGCCAACGUAGCCUGAUCCGCCCCUGACGACCUCAGUAAACUGCCCAGUGUUGGCAGGUUCACUAUUUUCAUACUGAAUUGAGCUACACGGACAUGCUGUUCAUGUCUAUAACAGGCUGAUUUUUUUUUUUUUCUUUCUCCCCCCAUCGCUUGAAUGUGUUGCUAACAAUAUAUUUAUUUAAUCUCUAUUUCUAAUCUAUACACGUUCAUACCAGCCACGCAGAUCUCCUAAUAUGCAUGCAAUUUUCAUGCCAUUCACAAAAUAAGCUUCGUUUCUUGAUCGUGUCUGAAGAUUGGUCCACGCAUUCACAUAGCUCUGUUUUUCCUUUUAUUAAAUGAAAAGAUGUUAUCAGAUGAUUUUAGCUUCUUGGUGCCAAAUUAAAUAGGGCCUAUGAUGCUUGUUCAUUUGUGUAGUUUACAAUAAGGUUUUAUUUUUAAUUUAUUGCAGUCUACAGGUUUGAUUCUUGAACAUAUUGUUUUGUUACGUUUUGUAUUAUCCCUUUUUUUUAUAUAUAUAAUUUUUAUUUUUUGUGGUUCAUUUGGUACUGAAAAUAAGACAGUAUUUGUGUAUAUAUAUAUAUGAGGGAAAAAAAAGAGGCCAAUCCUUCUGAAAACUGGCUUAUAUUUAUUUCUACCUUAAAUUGAAACUAGCGUCACUCACUGGACCUUGUUUAUUUUUGGGAUAACCCCCCCCCCUUAGUUAUCAAAAAGUUAAACACCCCCUUGUUAGUAUUAAUACAAAGGCUUGCACUAUGGUGAUAUUUCUAUUUAGGAGAAUAUUUCCCCUCUAUAUGAUGGAAGAAGAAGGACAAAAUGAGUAAUGAUGCUUUAUACUGACAAUUUGUAAACAUUUAUGGUUUUGUGCCUUAAUGAUGGAUCAGGAUUGUCAGAAUAACACACCUUAGCGUUUGCUUGAUGAAUAAUCGUCUAGCUUCGAACAUACGGUGCACCUUACAUUGGUAUAUGAAGUCCACACGAGGUAGAGAAAAACCCUGUUUGUUUAUAUUUAUAUUUUAACUUAUGCAAUCUUUAAGUUUUACAGUCUGGUGUAGUUCACAGUCCAGUGUGGAUUAGACUUUGCCUGAAGUUGCAUAUGGGAAAUUUGUAUUUUGUGUGCAUGAUAUCAGUGAUGUAUGACAUGUUUCUCACUCAUUAUUUUUUUUGUUUGUUAAAGUAAUAUUAAAAUGUAAAACGGCGUGUAA
Hemibagrus wyckioides is the source of this 2420-nucleotide messenger RNA. It is a transcript of the gene grpel2, whose product is annotated as GrpE-like 2, mitochondrial. Gene Ontology annotation, biological process: protein import into mitochondrial matrix; protein folding. Gene Ontology annotation, cellular component: PAM complex, Tim23 associated import motor. The transcript has 4 exons. Bases 87 to 734 code for a protein of 215 amino acids. NCBI's taxonomy places the organism in Eukaryota, Metazoa, Chordata, Actinopteri, Siluriformes, Bagridae. The record is from RefSeq and is a predicted model, not a curated record. Gene Ontology annotation, molecular function: protein homodimerization activity; protein-folding chaperone binding; adenyl-nucleotide exchange factor activity.